AUGAAGUCCAUCACGCUCGCUGCCGCCGCCGCCGCCGCCGUCCUCUCGGCUUCGCCGGCGCUGGCGUUGCCCAGGAGCACGCUCCGGGUGUCCAACGACGUCGCCAUCAACGCGGCCACGGCGUCUUCCAAGGUCAAGUUCGCAGGCCUCAACAUCGCGGGCUUCGACUUCGGCUGCGGCACCGACGGCACCUGCACGCAGACGGCGCAGAACGCCACGGAUCCCAUGGCCGUCAGCGACGCGCAGGGCCAGAUGGACCACUUCGUCAACGACGACGGGCUCAACGCGUUCCGGCUGCCGGUCGGAUGGCAGUACCUCGUGGGCCACCAGCUGGGCGGCGACCUGGACGCGGCCAACGCGGCCAAGUACGACGCGCUGGUGCAGGGCUGCCUCACGUCCGGGGCCGAGCUGUGCAUCAUCGACGUGCACAACUACGCGCGGUGGAACGGCCAGAUCAUCGGCCAGGGCGGGCCGACCAACGAGCAGUUCGCGUCGCUGUGGAAGCAGCUGGCGACCAAGUACGCCGCCAACGCCAAGGUCGCCUUCGGCGUCAUGAACGAGCCGCACGACGUGCCCGACGUGUCCGUCUGGGCCGCCACGGUGCAGGCCGUCGUCACCGCCAUCCGCGAGGCGGGCGCGACGUCGCAGUACGUGCUGCUGCCGGGCAACGGCUGGACGAGCGCCGCGAGCUUCGUGUCGGACGGCUCCGCCGCCGCCCUCUCCAACGUCACCAACCCGGACGGCUCCACCGACGGGCUCAUCUUCGACGUGCACAAGUACUCGGACAGCGACAACUCGGGCACCCACACCGAGUGCACCACCAACAACAUCGACGACGCCUUCAGCCCGCUCGCCGACUGGCUGCGCGAGAACAACCGCCUCGCCAUCAACACCGAGAGCGGCGGCGGCAACACCGACUCCUGCGAGAAGCUCUACUGCGAGCAGAUUGAGUUCCUCAACAAAAACGCCGACGUCUUCCUCGGCUACACUGCCUGGUCCGCCGGCGGCUUCGGCGAGACGUACGAGCUGGUGCAGACGCCCAUCAAGAACUCGAACGGCAGCUACACCGACCGCCCGCUUACCAAGAAGUGCACCGUCGGUGCGUGGAAGAGCGCGUGA
Molecule: messenger RNA, 1119 nt
Organism: Diplodia corticola
Lineage: Eukaryota; Fungi; Ascomycota; Dothideomycetes; Botryosphaeriales; Botryosphaeriaceae
Product: glycoside hydrolase family 5 protein
Exons: 2
Coding region: 1-1119 (372 amino acids)
Biological process (GO): glucan catabolic process
Molecular function (GO): hydrolase activity, hydrolyzing O-glycosyl compounds
Source: RefSeq, a predicted model, not a curated record